This is a messenger RNA of Aquila chrysaetos chrysaetos, 2105 nucleotides long. RefSeq names its product carnosine N-methyltransferase 2. Lineage: Eukaryota; Metazoa; Chordata; Aves; Accipitriformes; Accipitridae. The record is from RefSeq and is a predicted model, not a curated record. The transcript has 10 exons. Bases 360 to 1328 code for a protein of 322 amino acids. Gene Ontology annotation, molecular function: N-methyltransferase activity.
AGCCCCCAGUGGAUGUACAAGGAGGUUUCCGAGGGCUGUGCGGCUCCUGGAUGCCGGAGGGUUCUCUACAGCUCCUGUUGCUCCGGGGAGCUCCCGUGCCAUGAGGACAGCCCCGCAGACGUCAAGCCUUGCGCAUCGCCAACCCCGGCCCUUCGCUCCUUCCCCACGGAGCUCGGGUUUCCCCUUCUUGCUCCGGUGACGCUGCCCGUCCUGAGACGUGCCGGCAGAGCCGCGGCCGCACGCCGGGGUGGCCGCCAGCGUCGCGGCGGGUGGCCAUGCUAACCUAGUGGCCAGGCGCCUGGCUAACCCCCAGCCCCGCCACCGGUUGCCGUGUCCCGGCACGGCACCCCGUCCCAACCAUGGACCCGGCCCCGGAGGUGAAGAGGAAUAGGUUCCCCAGCAUGAACUUUGAAGCAGAGAUUCUGACAGCUCCACACGAUAAUUCAGAGCUAUAUGUGAUCCCUUCCAUGAGAAGUCUCACGGCUGAGGAGUAUGCAGAGGCCUUUAAGUCAUUUUUGGAUCAUUCAACGGAGCAUCAGUGCAUGGACGAGUUCAACAAGGAAGAGAUGCCCAACAUCGUGGCUGGUCUCGGCAAUGGAAAAUCGACUAUAAAUGUUCUGGGAGUUGGAAGCGGCACAGGUGAGCAGGACUUGAAAAUGAUCAGGAUAAUGCAGGCUGCACACCCAGGGGUCCUUAUUGACAACGAAAUCAUAGAGCCCAACCCACAGCACGUGGCAGCUUACAAAGAGUUGGUGAAUCAAGCUCCAGAUCUGCAGAACGUCUCUUUUCUUUGGCACCAGCUCACUUCCCUGGAGUACGAACAGCAAGUGAAAGAGAAAGGCGCACAUAAGAAAUUUGACUUCAUCCAUAUGAUUCAGAUGCUGUACCGUGUGGAGGAUAUUCCCAAUGCUAUCAAGUUUUUCCACAGCUGCCUCGACCACCACGGUAAACUCCUGAUCAUAAUUUUAUCAGACAGUAGCGGAUGGGCCAGCUUAUGGAAGAAGUACAGACACUGUUUGCCUUCCACCGACAGCGGCCACUACAUCACCUCCAACGGCAUCACGGAUGUUUUGAAGAGACUGGGUGUUGAAUACCACGUUUAUGAGUUCCCAUCGGGCUGGGAUAUCACCGAGUGCUUUAUCGAGGGGGACCCGGUUGGAGGCCACAUGAUGGAUUUCCUGACGGGGACGAAAAACUUUCUGGGCACGGCCCCCCCGGGGCUGCGGCGGCAGCUGCAGGAGGCUCUCUGCCAGCCCGAGUGCAGCAGCAAAAAGGACGGGAGGAUCAUCUUCAGCAACAACUUGAGUAUGAUUGUGGUUGAAUCCUAGAGUCCAGACCACCUGCAGAAGAAAAGUCAGGAUGGGUACAGGGGCGAUGUGGUCGCAGAAGGGCAUAGCGUAGAAAGAAGGCAACUUGCAGGCAAGAAGGCAAGAAAGUGGGGCUCAGCUGCAGCCCCCCGUUCCCAGCCAGGGUCGGCGGAGCCGCCUGCAGAACCAGGGAUGAGUCUUUGUCCUGCUGAGGUCAACGGGGCCAAGAUUUCACCCCGGCUAUUUAGUCCAGCCCUAGGAGAACGUUUUCCAGAAAGUAAAGAGCUCCAUCUCGCUAAAAGCCUACGUGGACUUGUUUUUUAACAGUAUGCAUCCUGUCUGUGCUUUUGACACUGGGAUCUCCACUUUUCGAUAUAGCCAGCAUGUUUACAUACCUAAAGAUAUAUCUAUAUGACCAGGCAUUGCUCUGCAGCCAGGAGGAGGCUGCAGCCCCCAUGCUGGCUGUGUACAGACCCACUGCUUCCAGCUGCACCAGGACAAAACCAGCAAGGUGUCCCCACUGCUUUGCACCCAAGUAAUGUGCCUCCCUGCACCCAGACCCGAGCUGUAAGUUGCUCUGCACUAGGCUAUUUCACAUGGUUUUAUCAGCGUAGGUAUUACUGCCCCAAGCAUCUCGCAAUAUAGACAUGUUUUAAAAAUUUUUCAGCCUUUUUGUUUGGAGAAUUUUUUGGAUCCCAGGAUGAUACUUGCCCUGUGCUCUUUCAGGCAGAUAUUAAUUUUGUUACUUUCUUACUACUGUUUUUCUCCAUAUAAAAUAAAAGCAAUUUUAAACCAAAA